UUUCUUCGUCACACGAAAGGAAUCUGUCCGUGUCCAUGUCCAUGGCCAUUAUUAUCAAGUCUUCCAAGCCGCGUCUGCUGUGCUGCCGUCUCCUCUUCCUCCUCCUCUUCCUUUUUUUCUUCUUCUGCUUCACCAUGCAUUUAGAAACCAGGCACUCAAAGCUCCCUCUUUUCUCCUUCUCAUCCUCCUCUACCAUGACCUCUUUCGCCGCCACCGCUAUAGACGCUUCCUCAACUCAAUGCCUUCUCCAACGCAGUCCCAGCUUCAUCUUCACCUCCUUCUGAGCUUGUCGUCCCUUCUUUUAGUCCUCUCCUCCCCCUUCUCCACGGUAGCCAUCUCCCGUCUCGCCGACGGCGCCCUAGUCUGCGCCCUCGUGCCAUCUCAAGUCACCGGUAGGCCGUUCGAUCUCACAUGCACCAGCACCGCCAGCUGGCGCCGACACUCCUACGGCGCCAUGUACUCGGCAGUUGCCGCCGGCGAUGGCUUCCUCUGCGGCCUCACCUCCCCCGCGGAUGGCGACUCCAAUGUCAACAUGCGGUGGUGGGAAUUCCGCGGCCAUGGUUCGGAUGUGUACGAGAAGAAGAUCUACCAGGGCUCGCCGCUCGCCGCGCUCGCCUCUGGCGAUACCCACGUAUGUGGCCUGAGCAGGGACGCCGGCCGGUUGCGAUGCUGGCGGUGGGCGGCGCUGGUUGUUCCCGAUGAGGCGAGCUUCUGUGAGAUCGCCGUUGGGAGGGAUUUCCUCUGCGGCCGACUCCGCAACGACACAAUACGAUGCUUCGGGAAUGACGCUGAGAUUGUUGGGAAGGAACCGGCUGGGAAGUUUAGCAUGGUGGCCGCGGGAACCAGGCACGCCUGCGGAGCCGAAAUAGGUGGCGGCUUGAUCUGCUGGGGCGUUGCGCCGCAGUUUGAUCCGGUGCCGCUCGAAGUGGUCGCAAUGGCGCUGGGGGAGAACAAGACCUGCGUGCUGCAAUCGAAUGGAACGGUGCUUUGUUGGGGACAUGGCGCUCUGCUGCCGGACUACCUAGCCGGCGAGCAAUUCGUGGCGAUACAAGCAAAGGGCGACACGAUCUGCGGCAUCGUGAAAGCCAAUUACUCGUUGGUUUGCUGGGGGAACGAUGUGUUCCGGCGGAACCACACUCUGUAUGAUCGCGUGCUGCCCGGGACUUGUAUGCCGGCCACGAACUGCCCCUGCGACGUGCUGCCGGGCUCCGGCUCCAUGUGCAUUUCCGAAGACGAAGCGAUCUGUGAGUUGUGCAAAUUCAAGGUCAGCCCCAAUUCAUCGAACAAUUCGCCUGCACCUGAAGAAGGAAUCGAAGUAGGAAGCAAGAGAAAGGUGUUGUUUUUGGUUCUUGGAUCAGUGGGAGUUGGAUUGGGUUUGGUUGCCCUGUUGACCUUCUUCGUCUCCGUCAUGCUCAGGAAAAAGAGGAACGGUAGCAUUGAGGAAACCUCGGGCAGAUCGAAUCGGCCACCGCCUGUCGAAGGCAGGACCACCAACGGGACGAUCGAAGAGUUUGCAAUCCAAUUCCUCCUCGAGGUCACAAACGGUUUCUCAGAGUCGCACAAGAUCGGCUCCGGGAGCUUCGGCGCGGUCUACCGUGCGAUGCUCCUCGACAGACGCGAGGUCGCGAUCAAGCGUGCCGACAUCCAGGCGGCGCCCGUGGCACCCGUAUCGCGGCGGCACGAGCAACUGCGCCUCCGCGGCAGAAAACAAAGGGAACGCGCCUUCGAAUCCGAGCUCGCUUUGCUAUCCCGCAUCAACCACAAGAACCUGGUGCGCUUGUUAGGGUUCUGCCGAGAACGUGACGAAUGCGUGCUGGUGUACGAGUACAUGGCCAACGGCACGCUCCAUGACCACCUCCACCGGAAACCGAUGGGGACGUCGUCGCCGUUGGGGUCGUGGCCGGAGAGACUGAGGGUGGCGCUCGAUGCGGCCCGGGGGAUCGAGUACUUGCAUUCCUACGCCGUGCCAGCUAUCAUCCACCGAGACAUCAAGUCCACCAACAUACUGCUCGACGAGGAGUGGACGGCGAAGGUGGCCGACUUCGGACUGUCGCUGACGAGCCCCGACGAGGAGGAUAGCGUAGACGCCGCCGCCGGCACGGUCGGGUACAUGGACCCGGAGUACUACCGGCUCCGGCGGCUGACGGAGAAAAGCGACGUCUAUAGCUUGGGGGUCGUGCUACUGGAGUUGGUGACAGGGUGCAAGGCGGUGCAUCAGGGCGAGGCGGCAGAGGGGGGAGAAGGCUGCUCGACGCCGCGGAACCUGGUGGAGAUGGCUGUGCCGUGGAUCGAAGUGGGCAAGGUGGAGCGAGUGAUAGACCGGAGAGUGGUGGCAACGUCGGCGGAGGAGGCGGAGGCGAUGGCCUACAUGGGGCACCUGGCGGCGGAAUGCGUGAGGGCGGAGGGGCGACGGCGGCCGUCUAUGGGGGCGGUGGUCAUGGCACUGAAGCGGGCCCUACGUGUCUGUAGCGGAGAAGAACAUCGCCCCCGAUUUUCAUGUGAUCCAAUAACGUAAAACUCGGGGGUGUUUUCCCAUAAAUUGCUCUUUCCAAAUCCAGUUCAUAAUUCCAUUUUUCA
Zingiber officinale is the source of this 2577-nucleotide messenger RNA. Its product is annotated as serine/threonine-protein kinase-like protein CCR4. The coding region runs from base 239 to 2515 and encodes 758 amino acids. Lineage: Eukaryota; Viridiplantae; Streptophyta; Magnoliopsida; Zingiberales; Zingiberaceae. The record is from RefSeq and is a predicted model, not a curated record. Gene Ontology annotation, molecular function: ATP binding; protein serine/threonine kinase activity. The transcript has a single exon. Gene Ontology annotation, biological process: protein phosphorylation.